Molecule: messenger RNA, 781 nt
Organism: Dermatophagoides farinae (American house dust mite)
Lineage: Eukaryota; Metazoa; Arthropoda; Arachnida; Sarcoptiformes; Pyroglyphidae
Product: fatty acid-binding protein
Molecular function (GO): lipid binding
Source: RefSeq, a predicted model, not a curated record
UUGAAAUUUUGUUUCUUUUCGAGUGCAUCUUUUUUUCGUUGUUUUUUUUUCUUGAUCGUUCUCUUACCAUACACAAAUGUGGUUCUCAAAUUUGAUCGAUAUUGAAAAUUGGAAACGAAGAAUGGUUUCGAUUACGGAAAAUGUUCAACAACAGCAGGUAAAAGAUCAGGAAUCUGAACAACAGAAUAUUCAAAAACAACAACAACAACAACAUGAUAUACCAGAUAAAUUUUAUGGCCGUUAUCGUCUAACACAGAGUGAUAAUUUUGAUGAAUUUCUACGUGAAAUUGGUGUUGGUUUUCUUUCAAGAAAAUUGGCCAAUCUAACAAGACCACAUUUGGACAUUGUAAAAGAAUCAGAUGGUUAUAUUGCCAUGAAAGUUGAAGCACCACAUAAAUGUUUGGUGAAUCGUUUCAGGAUAAACGAAUAUUUCAAUGAAACACGUAUGGAUGGUAAAGUUUGUAAGUCAUUAGUGGAAUUUAUACCGCCAAAUAAAUUUGUACAAUUUCAAUGGGACGAUACAUUGGAAAUUAAAUAUAUACGUGAAUUUGUGGAUAAUAAAAUCAACGUGAAAUCCAUUUGUAACAAUGUGGAAAGUUUUCGUGUUUAUACACGUGUUGAUUGAAUAUGACAAUAUGGACCCGGAAACAACACCCGAUUAAAAAAAAAUGGCUCACAAAAUUCUCACACAUUCCAAAUAUUGACGACCAUCAUCAUCAUCAUCAUCAUCACUAUCUCCAUUAUUAUCGAUUAUCGAUUAUUCAUUUUUAUAAUUAUAAUC